CUCACCUCGAGAUCACCGGUACAGGUCCUCUCAACCCCGCAUAUAUUCCGUCAUGACCUCAUAUAUGCACCCUCGCAUCACACUGGCCCAACACUGAAGGCCACUGUCAAUUACAUUGCACCCCACCAAUUUCUGCCCUGGCAAGUUCUGGUGCCUGACCAGCGCUUUACCCCUCUGUCGGAUCUGACCUUUCACCGAUCACUUUCAACCGACCACUCACGCUGCAGUGACGAGAAGCAGCUCAGUCGGGAAAUGGGCGACCAUGCCGGUGGUGCGGGGCCAAAGGUCGUUCACCUGGCCUCCUCGGUGCAUCGCCCUUCAUCAUCGGCACUUCGCGAGCAGAGAUGUCGCAAUCUGCCAGUCGAGAAGUCUCCUUCUUUCAGCGGGCAGAAGCAUCACUCUCCUCCCGUCGUAUCCUCCUCGACCUCCCCUCCAUUGACCUCUGUCGCUGAGCCAGACGACGACGACCUCGAGGCGUUACGGCAACGAGAAAUCUUUCACCACCGUCAACACCAGCUUCGCAAGCUCGAAAGGCAUCGACAAAGACCGUCUUCAGCAGCAACUAUACGCUCCUCUGGCAGUGCUUUCAUUGCCAAGUUUACAAGACCCUCGAGUAGAACCGCCGCGUCCCACCAAGCCCAUUACAGUCACAAUAUCUCAAAUCACGACACGAGCCUGGCGCGGCAGAUCAGCUCUCCAGGCUCAGUCUCCUUCAGUACCAGCUCAGGAGGUAGUACACAGUCGGCUUACACAAGCGUACACCGUUAUACAGAGUAUAAGCCCGGAAAGGCAUCGAGCAGCAGGGCUGUUGCAUCGACCGGGCGGGGUAGGUCGCAAAUGGAAGAUUCAGACUCUACAAACCAUGAGCACUUGGAGGCUGCGCAGGACGUACUGAUAUGGAUUCCCGAGAGUCCUGCUUCAGGAGCAGCAUUACGAAGUCCCGUCCCUCAACGUGAUCUCCCCUUGCCCCAUGGUCAACUGAGCCGCUCGCCGCCCUCGACCAAUGCAAGCAUAGAUGCUGGGAACAGCGGUAAGCGAGCUGGCCUGACUCCUUGCUGGCGUAAGGAAAAACAAGGAAAGGAUGUGGAGAGCAGCAAGAAGACGUCUGCGACCCCAAUGAUGAUGGGUACUUGGAGGAGGGGGGCAGUCUCCUUGAAGGAAAACGGACAGUUUUAUAUCUUCGGCGAGACGCGUGCACUGCUACACCCUAUGUUGGCAACUCGGCUCAAGGUCACGGAUAUUCGGCCCGUGGAUCCCAGCCUACUUCAGCGAUACAAUGUCCUCGGUAUCUUCGCGCGGCCUCUCGCUAUCGCCGGUACGUCAGCAGAUUGUAGUCGCAUCGGUGUGAGAGAAUCCACCACCUCUGCUGUGGACCAGGCUGCUGCAACUAUCGAGGAACCGGUCGUCUAUAUCUCCUUUCCUACUUCCCACAAGCUUCAAUACUGGACUUCCCUCCUACGUGCUUACGCGAUUCCAGAGAUCUAUGAAUCGCAUAGUUCUGCGUCUGCAAAGAGGUCCUAUCGAUGGCAUAGGGAAAUUCAGCUGCGCUGCCUUGAUUACCGGCCGGUCGCUCCCAUUGUGGCUGACGUGGGUAAGAGCCCGUCUAUAGAACAAUCGAUUUGGUCUCAGGAUGAACAAGAGGCACCCGGAUCAAACUCGACGGCAAGCUCGAUAGCUGAGAGGGACUUGUCCUCUGAUGAGGGCCAAGGCGGAGAUUCUCCCACCUUUGACGAUGCCGGAAGCGCUUCGUCUGCGGGACGGCGAGGAACGGCUGAACUUCGACGGCAAGACGCUCCCACCUCCCUUCCUCAAGGCGCCCGCAUCGAUACGGCUGGCCGUACUACUGCAACUCCUGUCAGCCGUCAUAGAAUCAGCUCCGGAGGAGGCGUGCGUCGCUCGAUAUCGGUGCCUGGUGAAAGCUCCUCUCGCUCUGAUCACCUACCGGCGACUAUCUCUCGUUCUACAUUGCUGACAUCGGUGGGAGGGAAGAGAGACCAGCCCUAUUCGGCACUUACAGCUCCGUCUGAAAAAGCUUCGGCUAACGCUUCUCCAAAGAUCACGUCCCCUCUGGCUUGCUUCGUGUACCUUGACGGGGUGCUGUGCGCAAAGACCACCAUGCAGCCUUGGACUCCGACUUCGCCGCACUACCACUGGAUGGAAGAAUUCGAAUUCAGGGAUUUGCCAAAUGCCGAGUCUUUGCAAGUCGACGUCUAUCAAGAUGCUUCGUCUUCAGCGUCAUCGAGUAACAAGACACCGAAUCGAGCCAGCUCAUCGUCCCACCCGAGCGGCUCCCCUUCGAUGUCGUCACCCUCAGCGUCGACCAAAGUACGGUACAGCCUUCUUGGAAGUGCGGAAAUACCUCUAGACACUUUCACUAGGGGUGAAGAGGUCUCGGGUUGGUUCCCGCUAUGGGCGCGUCGCACCUCGACCUCUGAUCGAAAUGGGCUAAGCUCUGCGAGCGUUCAAGACUCCACUUCAAGCCCGUACGAAGCGCACUGCGUAGGGGAGCUCUGGUUGAAGCUUAAAGUGAGCGAAGAAAUUGUAAUGAAGAGAGCGAAGUAUCUUCAAGUGGAUCAGGCUCUGAAUACUCCUGAGACCUUCGAGCAGCUGCUCUCGUCCCUUACUCCUCAUCUGUCCGAAACGGAACUCUCCUCACACUUGGUUGACGUAUAUUCCGCUUCAACGACCCUUGUACCUCGGCUGGUUCAGCUUGGCCAGCACCACGACUUCGGUGCCCACAAUCCUGAUCUCCUCUUACGGUCUGGCAACGUGAUGUCUAGGCUAGUGGUCACCAUCGCUUUGCGCUACGGACAAGAUUGGCUGAGGGAAUGUCUGUACCCAACACUGCUAAAGGUGUGCGAGGAGGGACAAAGCAUCGAUGUGGAUGCGUUGAACUGGUUCGAUACGUCGGGCGCCUCUCCCGCACCUCACUCAGACAGAGUGGCUAGUAGACAGCAAGGCACCGCUCCAACCUCGCACCAUCUCUUCGUCUACAUCAACAAUACGAGCCCCUAUGCUCUGGCUGCUGUAGAUGAUGGUAGGAUCCAGGACGGUAAGCUAGCACUCGAAGGCAAGGCGGCUCUUGACCGAUUGCGCUUGCUACUCAAUCGCCUCUGGAAGAACAUCUACGAGUCUCGCCACCGCUGUCCGACCGAAUUGCGCCAAGUCCUCGCGUCCAUCCGUCGGACGGUCUAUGAUCAAUUCAUCCUCACCUCCACUCCGAAAGUAGCGAUAGCAGCCGGCUUGCAGUCUUUGGGCUCGCUCGUCUUCCUUCGCUUCUUCUGUCCUGCUAUUGCGGCACCAAACGAGUACGGCCUGAUGCUGCAUGCACCAGAUACUCGGGCCAAGAAGACACUGGCGACGCUGUCCAAGGUACUCCUGAAGCUGCACAACAAGAUGGCGGGAUCGGAUCAGCAGAGGAUGGGCGGGUGGAUGAAAGAGCUGAGUGCCUUCUGGAAGGAGGAGGCCUCGGCAUAUGAUGACUUCGUCACCGCCAUCUCUACUUCCCCUGACGUACCGCCUACGAGUAGUCGCUUCUCCGGAAAGAGCCGCCGCGCCCAAGCAACGCCCCUCUUUCCACAGCUUGACGAGCAGGAUCAGAUUGUCCAUACGAUGGUCGCGAGGCGGAUGAACUCGUUGCCUUACACUUUGCAUCGCGAGAUGCUUGCUGCUGAUCCUCCAGGUCUAAGGAUGGGCGAUCAGGCUCUACCGUUUGCACGACUGGUCAGCCUCAUCGUAAGCACAAUCGAUGCUGGCGCACUUGCAAAGCAGCAAGACGAGAAGGCGAGCGAACCGAAAGCUGGUGGCAACAAUCUGCGUACAGAGUUCAAGACUUUGGAAGCAGCUCAAGAAGGGAGUGGGACAUCAUCACCCCAGCCUCUUUCGACGGCACCGACAAAAUCAGACGGGGUCAAAAUAGAACCUUCUGACGAUCAGCAAAUACUGCAAAAUUUUGUUGACGUCUGUCAGUCAGUGGCCGAGAAAGCCACAAGUUUGGUCGAUCAAGCUGGAAGCUUCCCGUCACCUGUGGAGGCUGCGGUUCUUGCGUCGCCCAGGACGAAAUCGAGUGUGAUAUCAGCCGAGGAUAGACGUGAAUCUGCCAGUCUCAAUAACCCUACGAGCCCAUCCCCGUCGUCAGUCGGUCUGGCUGAAUCUUCACCCGUAGGCAGCAGCUCGCCGGUGACUAUAGUAUCUGCCGUACCGAUGUCGCCCCUCGAGCAGCUGCCAAGCCGGACAGAGACUCUGCGGCCCAAAAAAUCGUCAGAGGUACAAGAGCUACCCGCGACAUUCACUCGCACAGUGAGCGUCGAUGGCGGGAAUGAUAUCUCCGAGGGUCAAGACAGCAUACGCCCUCGAUCUUCUGACAGUGUCUCCCCUCUCGAUGUCCUCAAGCCCAAGAUCCUCAGGAGGACGCCACCCGGCCAAGUUAUCAAGACCACUCCGAAACCGCAGGGAAGCUCAGCUGCGGAGAGACCACCAUCUUCUCGAGCCGCCAGAUCCUCCUCAAAUGCAAGCAGUCAACCCGCACUCGAGAAGUCCCAGACCGCUGUCCCUAGCGUGACGAGCUCAAAAUCCCCGUCGUACGUGCUGCACACGGUCGAAGCAGGAGUCGAAAAGGUAGCCAGCAUCGCACGCCCUCUGGGACCAAUGUCGAGGAGGAGCACCACCAGCGUGCAUACCAGCAGUACUCUCUCCGACGUCUCCGGAGAAGAGUCUUCCGGGAAGCGUAGUAGUAAGUGGUGGAAGAGGGGUUGAACUGCCUUCGCACAGUUCCAAGAGAUAUACACCUCAAAAGCGACCUGUCCGAGUCGGUUGCACCGCAUUUGUCUUCCCUGUUUGUCUCUGCUUGUUCAUGUUUCACGUCUAGUUGUUCCAACUAAUUGUUUCGUCUAAUUGUCCCGUCUAAUGCUCAUCGAAGUCGUUCACAU
Molecule: messenger RNA, 4928 nt
Organism: Microstroma glucosiphilum
Lineage: Eukaryota; Fungi; Basidiomycota; Exobasidiomycetes; Microstromatales; Microstromataceae
Exons: 4
Coding region: 253-4755 (1500 amino acids)
Biological process (GO): regulation of GTPase activity
Source: RefSeq, a predicted model, not a curated record